AUGGACUUGAUGGGAACAGCGUUAGGAGUGGCAGGGCCUCCGGCCUGGGUCUGGAGCCCUGGAGCUGGAGAGGGGGAAGUGAGCCCCAAAACCCAGGGCAUGGUGGUCACACAGGCAGUCCUGGGAUGCAGGUUGGUGCUGGAUGAUGGAGCCAUUGAAGACAUCGAGCACACGGUGAGUUUUGAGUGUAUGCAUGAUGGUGCCUGUGGGAGACACGAGGUGAACACAGAUGCAUACACAAGACUGGCCGCUCCUCCCCAUUGCUGGAAAGUCCUCUCAGCUAGCAGACCUCCUGUUAAGAGGUCAUGGGCUGCGGGUACACGUGGGUCUGCGUAA
Messenger RNA from Rangifer tarandus platyrhynchus (Svalbard reindeer), 336 nucleotides. Lineage: Eukaryota; Metazoa; Chordata; Mammalia; Artiodactyla; Cervidae. The record is from the annotation of a GenBank genome assembly.